Molecule: messenger RNA, 1623 nt
Organism: Westerdykella ornata
Lineage: Eukaryota; Fungi; Ascomycota; Dothideomycetes; Pleosporales; Sporormiaceae
Product: xanthine/uracil permease protein-like protein
Exons: 3
Biological process (GO): xanthine transport; transmembrane transport
Cellular component (GO): fungal-type vacuole; membrane
Molecular function (GO): xanthine transmembrane transporter activity
Source: RefSeq, a predicted model, not a curated record
GGCCUCAUUGGCACAUACGACUAUGCGUUCCUCUUCAGGCCCAAUCUUCCCUUCAUGAAGAAGGACCGACGGGCUCCCCCGUUCUUUGGCCUCCAUGACCGCAUGCCCGUUUUCCUUGCUCUCCUUCUCGGCUUCCAACAUGCCCUCGCAAUGUUGGCCGGCGUCAUCACUCCGCCCAUCAUCCUAGGAAGCGCGGCACACCUGGACCCGAAUACCUCACAGUACCUCGUAUCGACUUCGUUGAUUGUUUGCGGUUUCCUUUCUGCCAUCCAGAUUGCCCGUUUCCACAUAUGGCGGACUCCCUACUACAUUGGCACCGGCCUCAUCUCCGUCGUGGGCACCUCGUUUGCGACCAUUCCCGUUGCCACGGGAGCUCUCGCCCAAAUGUACGAAACUGGAUUCUGUCCCUCGGAUGCCAAAGGCAAUCCACUGCCCUGUCCCGAUGGUUACGGCGCAAUACUCGGUACGGCCGCCGUGUGUUCCCUCUUCGAAAUCGCCAUGGCCUUCACUUCGCCCAGGAUCCUCAAGAAGAUUUUCCCUCCUCUCGUCACCGGCCCCACAGUCAUGCUCAUCGGCGUGAAGCUCAUUGCGUCCGGCUUCCAGAACUGGGCAGGCGGAAGCGGUGACUGCAAGUCCAUGCCCAAGGAAGGCCUGUUCCGACUCUGUCCCAACGUCAACGCCCCUCAUGCUCUGCCAUGGGGAAGUGCCGAGUUCAUCGGUCUGGGAUUCUCCGUCUUCCUUACCAUUAUCCUUUGCGAGCGGUUCGGAUCUCCCAUUAUGAAGUCCACGGCGGUUGUCAUCGGUCUCCUCGUUGGCUGCAUCAUUGCUGCUGCGACCGGUUACUUCGACCAUACCACCAUUGAUGCCGCGCCCGCCGCUUCCUUCAUCUGGGUGAAGACGUUCAAGCUCAGCGUGUAUGGUCCAAUAGUUUUGCCUCUCAUUGCCGUGUACAUUGUCCUGGCCAUGGAGGCCAUUGGCGACAUCACCGCUACCUGCGACGUCUCGCGCCUCGACGUCGAAGGCGAGCUCUUCGACUCCCGCAUCCAAGGCGGCGUUCUCGCCGACGGCAUCAACGGCUGUCUCGCCGCCCUCGCCACCAUCACGCCCAUGUCGACGUUUGCCCAAAACAACGGCGUCAUCGCCCUGACGCGAUGCGCGAAUCGAAAAGCCGGUUUCGCCGCUUGCUUCUGGCUCAUCGUCAUGGGCAUCUUUUCCAAGUUCGCGGCCGCCCUGGUGGCCAUCCCGAGUGCGGUAUUGGGCGGCAUGACGACGUUCCUCUUCGGCGCCGUGGCCGUAUCCGGCAUCCGGAUCAUCUCGACGAUGCCGUUUACGCGUCGUAAUCGCUUCAUCCUGACCGCCGGUCUUGCGCUGGGUUUCGGCGCGACCAUGGUGCCUAAGUACGUCUUUCUCCUGUCUCGUCUCCUCUCUCCCUUCGUGGUAUCUGAAUAGAAAAACGCAAUGCUAAUCUUGUCUACGCGAAUAGCUGGUUCUCCUUCGUCUUCACCUAUGAUGGCGACAACCGCUCGCUCUUGGGGUUUUACAACGCCAUUGAGCUCGUCAUGGAGACGGGGUUCGCGGUCGCGGCGUUUGUGACGCUGAUUCUGAAUCUGCUGCUUCCCGAGG